AUGUUAGGAAUAAUAUCAACAUUUCUAAGAUGGUCAAUAUCACCAGUGAUUUUCAUUUAUAAUUUGCUUCAUGCUAUAAUUUCUCAUACAAUAAUCAUUCCAUUAAAACUAUUUUUCAAAAUAUCCAUAUAUAUACCAUUUUUGAAAAUCCCCGUUAUAGUUCCAUUAAUAUAUCUUUUAGAAUUACAUGAGAUAAAAGAUACUAAAUGGAUUUUAACACAAAUUGAAUUAUUUUCAAUUACAACUUUGCAUUUUUUGAUUGUUUGUAUCAUUUUGGGUGGUAUUGUAGGUACAAUUGCGGGGAUAAACAUGAGUGCCAUUUCAAUUGUUUUAUCAGGGGAACCACUUGUAUCGACACCAGCUGCAACUACUGCUACUACUACGACUGGUACAUUGGGUAAACCAAGUGUAAAGACUAUAGGUGUUGAUAAGAGUAAAUUAGAACAAGUGUGGGAGAAAUCAAUUGCAACUGGAGUUGGCAAUGAAAAUGAAGGAUUAGGGAUUAAGAAAAAACUUGAAGAAGUCAUAAUUCCUGACAUAUUACCGAAUUUAUCCAAAUCACGAAUUCAAUUGAAAUUAAAACAACAGCAACAACAACAACAACAGAUACAAAAGUUGAAAGAACAACAAGGAAUGACUCUUCGAAAUCCAGAAUUCAAUGACACACAAAAACUUAGGAAUGAAAAGAUCAACAUUAGCGAUGAACUUGGUGGUGUUGAUAACAAUGACAACAACAACAACAAUGAAAUCCAUGAUAUAGAUGAUAUUGAAAGCACGGGGAUCGAAGUUGUUGGUUUGGAAGAUGAUGGUUAUGCAUAUACAGGAGGAUUGAGAAAUCGUAAUCAGUAUCAAUAUAAUACCCAUCUUCAAAAAUCAGAUAAAAAUGCAUCAAAACAAAAGAUAACUGCCAGAGCAUCUGGUCAUGAAUCAUUGAAUCUGCCACAGAUAGUAUCUUCAACAACAGGUAGAAAGUUAAAAGACGUGAAUGAUGAAUCAAGUACUGAUUCCAAAACAGUAAAGUUUGCCGAAGAUUUGGUACAGGAGCAACCAAUUGGAACCCUGCUGAGUCAGAGAAAGGCACCAACCGUAACAUUCCAAGAAGAACAGACAGAAAAAGAACAAAGAAAUCAAUUAAGAGGUGUUAAUAUUUUACAAGAAAAUGAGGAAGUUAGUAGUACUGAUGAAGGAGCAUUAUCUAAUAUACCCGAGGAAACAGAAACAGAAACCGAAACCGAGAAUGAAACUGGAACAGAAACAGAAGAAAUUGAAGAUCAUAUGUUUACUCAAGGUGAAAGUGUGACAGAAGAUACUCUGUUGUACUGA
This is a messenger RNA of Candida dubliniensis CD36, 1323 nucleotides long. RefSeq lists its product as uncharacterized. The record is from RefSeq and is a predicted model, not a curated record. The coding region runs from base 1 to 1323 and encodes 440 amino acids. NCBI's taxonomy places the organism in Eukaryota, Fungi, Ascomycota, Pichiomycetes, Serinales, Debaryomycetaceae. The transcript has a single exon.